AUGCUUCUGCUUGUGGUGUUGCCAUUAAUUUUCAUUGAAAAUGUUGAUUUAAAGUUUAUGAGAUCCGAUGACAUUCUGAGAAAUUUGAUUACUUAUGACAGUGUUCAAGUGAAAAGGAAUCACGAGAAGCUUCUAGGGAAUGCUUUCGAAACUCAAUAUUAUUCGCCCUUCAAAGCAAUCGCGAAUUCAUCGAAUGACACUGAAAGUCAUCAAAUGAAAUUGAGAAAAAAACCAUCAAUUAGAUUUAAACGUAAAACUGAUUCAACUUUUCGUGGUCGACCAAAGACAAUUCAAGAAGUUUGGUCUCGAAACUUUAAUAUUUCUACGCAACAGUUUAGCCAAUCAACAAGUCUUGUGACAUUGAUGAAUAAAAUCAUUUUAAAAUAUAUGUCCGCAUGCAUUCCAGUUAUUCUUUAUGAUGAAUAUGUUGAGAAGUCUGAAGGUUUCAUCUUGCUACGUUUGUUUCAAAAUUUUCCUACAUCUUUUAUUCACGGUAAAAUUGGGAAAAACUUUACGAUUGAAAAUGAUAUUUUGCUCGAUCCACCUCAUAUAAGAUGCCGAUCUUACAUCUUGUUUGUUUCUGAUGCACUCAAAAGCAGACAAGUCGUUGGGCCACAAAUUGAAAGCAAAGUUAUUAUCGUCCCAAGAUCAACGCAAUGGAAGCUUCAAGAGUUUCUUUCAUCACCACUCUCAAGGGAUAUUAUAAAUCUUUUAAUUAUUGGUGAAAGUUACUCAACUGAUCUAACAAAAGAACGCCCUUAUGUGCUUUACACUCAUCAAUUGUAUGUUGAUGGUUUGGGAAGUAACAAACCAAAAGUUUUAACAUCUUGGCUAAAGGGAAAAUUAUCUCGACCUCACAUUGAUUUAUUUCCCGUCAAGUUACGUAAAGGAUUUGCUGGUCAUCGUUAUUCUGUUGCAGCUGUAAAUUUUCCACCAUUUGUUUUUAAGAAGCUUUCAACUGAUGGCGUUGGAAAUCUUCACAUUGAAUGGUCUCUGAACCAAGAGAACUUGAAAUGCUUGGAAAUUAUUCGAAGACCUGGUGAUGCUGUUGGAUUAUCAAUUUCCAAGAGACAACACGAAAUAGGAAUGUCAGGAAUGUAUGUGACAACGGAGAGAAAUUCGGGAACAGAAAUGUCAGUUUCACAUAGCACUGAUUGUGCUGCAUUCAUUACAUUAACAUCAAAAGCUCUACCAAGAUAUCGUGCAAUUCUUGGACCUUUUCAAUGGCAAGUUUGGGUUUGCUUGACUUUUACUUAUCUCAUCGCUAUCAUUCCACUGGCAUAUUCUGAUUCUUUAUCAAUCAAAUAUCUCAUUGAAAAACCUGGACAAAUUGAAAACAUGUUUUGGUACGUUUUUGGAACAUUCACAAAUUCACUGACAUUCAGUGGGGAAUUGAGUUGGUCGAAUUCUAAGAAAACCUCAACAAGACUUCUCAUAGGUUUCUAUUGGGUGUUUACAAUCAUCAUCACGGCUUGCUACACGGGAUCGAUAAUUGCUUUUGUAACGCUUCCAGUCUUUCCAGAGACUGUUGAUACAAUCAGACAACUAAGAAAUGGAUUUUAUCGUGUUGGAACUUUAGAUCGUGGUGGAUGGGAGCGUUGGUUUGUUAAUUCUUCUCAUCCAGAUACUGUCAAAGUUUUGCAGAAUCUUGAAUUGGUUAAGAAUCUUCAAGAAGGCUUGGGAAAUGUCACUAAACCAUAUUUCUUGUUUCCUUAUGCAUUUAUUGGAAGCAAAGCACAAUUGAAUUUCAUCGUUCAGACAAAUUACAGCGAUGACAAGCUUGGCCGACAUUCAACUCUUCACAUUAGCGAUCAAUGUUUUGCACUCUUUGGAGUUUCAUUUGUGUUUCAACGCGAAUCUGUUCUUCGUGACAAGAUUAAUCACGGAAUUUUAAUUCUUCAACAGAGUGGAAUCAUUAAUAAGAUUAAAAAUGAUGUAAGAUGGGAUAUGGUGAGAUCGAGUACAGGAAAAUUACUUCAGAUAAGUGAGGGAAAAACUCUGAGAAUUGCAAAUCAAGAAGAAAGAGGUCUAACGUUAGCAGACACUGAAGGAAUGUUUCUUCUUCUUGGCAUAGGAUUUCUCAUUGCUGGAGCUGCUUUAAUAUCAGAAUGGGUCGGAGGAUGUACAAAUAAAUGCAUGCAAUUUAUGAGAGUUAAACGGGAACAAGAAGAAGAAACACAUCGAAUCGAAGAAGAAAAGGAAAAUGCGCGAGUUGAAGCUGAAACUGCGAGACUUGCUUUGAAAUCAGCAUCAUCAGUGAUUGGAAUAACUUUCAGUGUGAAAACAGAAGAUGAGAAAACGGUGCAAGAUGGAAAUGAACCUCAAGAAUUAAAACCAACUUCUGAAGUUUUAUCGGGUUCAUCGAGAAAUUCUCGUCACAGUCGAUCGGAUUCAAUUACUUAUCCGGAUUUAAAUGCUGCAAUGUUAUCUGAAAUGUAUCACGGACCUAAAACACGAGCAUCGAACAUCAUCAUGAUGGAUGGAAAAAUGAUGAGCGAAAGUGAUGCAAAUGAGCAUGCAAAUCAAAUGAAAAAAGACGACGAAAUGAAACAACGAUUGAGUGAUGGAGGUUCAGGUGAAGUUCUUCGAGACUUCGACUUUUUAAACAAUGGAAAAGAUGAGGAUGCUGAUGAAGAUAAAGACAACAAUGUCUCUCAUCACGUUUGUGAAGUUGAAAUUAAUUUACAAGCGCCAACUGAUACUGAAUUCGAUAAUUAA
Clunio marinus is the source of this 2718-nucleotide messenger RNA. NCBI's taxonomy places the organism in Eukaryota, Metazoa, Arthropoda, Insecta, Diptera, Chironomidae. The record is from the annotation of a GenBank genome assembly.